AUGGCUGAUGCACAAUUAGCAUUGUCUUGUGUUUAUGAUGAUUCAGCAUCUAUGAAGUCCUUACUAGAUAGUCCCUUCAGUCCAAACAUGGCAAUCAGCCAAAGUUCAGUAGAACGUUGUGUGAACAAGACAACUUCUUUUCUGUGGCAACGCAUUGUGAGUCAUUUUAACCUUGAAAAGGUAACCCUCUUGCAGUUAACCUCCUUGUAUGGUAGUUGUCAUGUCAUGCAGGUGCUACUGUGUCGAGGAGCAUGUGUUAAUACAGCUGGUAACAGUCAAAGCCAAGCCUUAUGCUUUGCCUUCCUAGCACUCGAGUUUAAGCCACCUAGCCCUCAAAGGAAGAUCGAUUAUGAAAAAUGCUUAUCAAUGCUGCUACAAGCUGGUGCAGAUGCUAGUGUACCGGCACUUAUCAGGUGGCCUCUCCUGCAUCGUGCUUUGGAUGCAGAGUUGAGUUCCAACAUCCUUGUGUCAUUGAUUCAAAAUGGAGCUGACAUAAAUGGAAUUGAUAACCGCAGAAUGACAGUGUUGCACUUUGCUGUAGUAUAUGAUAAAAAUGAGAACAUCGAGUUACUACUGGAACUUGGGGCAGAUGUCAACAAACAAGGUCCUGGAGGAAUGACAGCUUUAUCUUACGCUGCGAACUUUGGUAAGGAUGCAAAAUGUGACCGUCUGAAAAUUCUCUACUUGCAUGGUGGGAAUCCAGAUAUUACCAAUAAUUAUGGUAGGACAGCUUUACACAGUGCAUGUGCAGGUGGUGUGGCUGAACACAUUGAUUAUCUGACAGAUAAAGUCACAGAUAUCAACACUAUGACACAAGAUGGUGACACACCACUUGACCUUGCUCUGAAGAACAUAUGCAAUUUCAAUUUGUACUGCCCAGGUGCAUGCGUCUACAACCAGGAAUAUUCCACACUUGUGGGAAGAUGCUUCAUGAAAUUAUUGAACUAUGGUGCAAAGUUAAACCGCAUGACAAUAGAAACAACCCAAUCAUCCAUCUUCUUUCUUCCAGAGGUUCUAUGCACAAUGAUAAACAGUGUCACAUACAUAGACUUGAGAGGCAGUGACUAUACAUGCCCAGAUGCAACUCCUACUAGAUACAGAAAAUUUUAUGACAUCAUUUUUUCCCUGGGCGGUAUUCCAAGUACACUGAGUCACCUGUGUCGCUGUCAGAUUAGAUCUUAUUUACGAAAUCAGUGCCACCAAAGUAUCAACAAGCUAAAUUUACCAAAGCGUUUGAAAUUGUAUCUACUAUUAGAGCCCUCUUUGAGCUUGGACCUUGAUUAG
This is a messenger RNA of Saccoglossus kowalevskii, 1284 nucleotides long. RefSeq names its product ankyrin repeat and SOCS box protein 18-like. NCBI's taxonomy places the organism in Eukaryota, Metazoa, Hemichordata, Enteropneusta, Harrimaniidae. The record is from RefSeq and is a predicted model, not a curated record. Gene Ontology annotation, molecular function: protein binding. Gene Ontology annotation, biological process: intracellular signal transduction.